Messenger RNA from Dipodomys ordii (Ord's kangaroo rat), 2304 nucleotides. It is a transcript of the gene Emilin3, whose product is annotated as elastin microfibril interfacer 3. The coding region runs from base 1 to 2304 and encodes 767 amino acids. Gene Ontology annotation, molecular function: protein binding. Gene Ontology annotation, cellular component: extracellular matrix. The transcript has 4 exons. Lineage: Eukaryota; Metazoa; Chordata; Mammalia; Rodentia; Heteromyidae. The record is from RefSeq and is a predicted model, not a curated record.
AUGAGCCGCCGCCGCCUGCAGGUCUGGCUGUGCGCCUUGGCCGCGCUGCUCUCGGGGGCACAGGCUAAGGGCACCCCGCUCCUGGCGCGGCCCGCGCCUCCCAGUGCCUCCCGCUACAGCCUCUACACGACGGGAUGGCGCCCGCGGCUGCGCCCGGGGCCGCACAAGGCCCUCUGUGCCUAUGUGGUACACAGGAACGUGACCUGCAUCCUACAGGAGGGAAUAGAAAGCUACGUGAAGGCCGAGUACCGGCAGUGUGGAUGGGGGCCCAAGUGUCCUGCAGCAGUCACGUACCGCUCAGUGCUCAGACCCAGAUACAAGGUUGGCUACAAGACAGUGACAGACCUCGUCUGGCGUUGCUGCCCUGGUCUUGCUGGAGAAGGCUGCCCUGAGCACCUCACCGAUCAUGGGGCCACUCCACCCCAGCAGGAGCCGGAAGCCCAGAUUCUCUCAGGGCAGCCAGACCCAGGCCCCAGGCCUCCUCCCUACAACAGAGCAGCCCCUAGUCCCCAUGGAAGGAAAGGCCCAGGGCUGUUUGGUGAGCGGCUAGAACGCCUAGAGGGGGAUGUCCAGCGCCUGGCACAAGCAUAUGGUACUCUUGGUGGCCUGGUGGCCAGCCAUGAGGAUCCCAGUAGGGUGACUGGUGGCCCGAGGGCUCCCGCUGCCCCUCCUGUGGGCUUUGGGGUCAUCCCUGAGGGGCUUGCAAAUCCCAGAGAUGGAGCUGGAGGGUCGCUCCCACCUCCCCUGGGUGAGAUCCUGAGCAAAGUGACAGAGGUGAGCAACACGCUUCGGACCAAGGUGCAGCUGCUGGAUAAAGUGCAUGGACUGGCUCUUGGCCAUGAAGCCCACCUGCAGCAGCUGCGGGAGGCGCCGCCGUCCCCUCUGACCUCCUUGGCACUGCUGGAGGAGUAUGUGGAUAGACGGCUGCAACGACUCUGGGGGAGCCUCCUGGAUGGCUUCGAGCAGAAGCUGCAAGGUGUCCAGAGUGCGUGUGACCUGCAGGUGCAGGAGGUGAAGCAGCAGUGUGAGGAGGGCCAGGCGGCCAGCCAGCGACUACACCAGAGCCUCGAUGGCCGGGAGUUGGCCUUGCGUCAGGAACUCUCACAACUGGGUACUCAGCUGCAGGGUCUGAGCGUGGCUGGAGGAGCCAGAUGCUGUAGCCAGCUGGCUUUGAUCAGUGCCCGUGUGGACAGCCUCGAGAGGAACUUGCAGGCAGUCACUGAGGCCCAAGGAGGCCCAGGCACUUCGGCUAGGGAUGAGCUUUCACGCCUCUCUGCUGCUAUGCUUGAGGGAGGUGUCAAUGGACUCCUCGAGGGCCUGGAUGCCAUCAAUGGGACAGAGAAUGGAGCUAGAGGUUGCUGUCUGAGGAUGGAGAUGGGAGGCUGGGGUGUGGGUGGCUUCGGGGCCAUGCUGGAAGAACGUGUACAGAGCCUAGAGGAGCGUCUGGCCACACUGACCGGGGAGCUAAGCCCUGAUGGUGCUCCAGCCGGAAGGCCAGCGCGACCCCUGGUGCAGACAGAGCUGGCAGUGCUAGAGCAACGCCUGGUGUCUCUGGAGACAUCGUGCACCCCCAGUACUACCUCAGCCAUUUUGGACAACCUUGUAACCGAGGUGAAGGCCUGGCAGAGCCGGAGUGAGGCCCUUCUACGCCAAGUGGCCAGCCAUACAGCUUUGCUCCAGCAGCUCAAUGGCACUGUGGCAGAGGUCCAGGGGCAGCUGGCAGAAGGUACUGGCAGCUCACUCCAAGGCGAGAUCACUCUGCUGAAGGUCAACUUGAACUCAGUGAGCAAGUCACUCACAGGCCUCAGCGACUCUGUCAGCCAGUACUCAGAUGCCUUCUUGGCUGCCAACACAUCCCUGGAUGAGCGAGAACGCAGGGUAGAAGCUGAAGUCCACGCUAUCCAGGAGCAGGUCAGCAGUCACGGCUCCAGGCUGCGAGCUGGACACAGGCAGGUCCUGAGCCUGCAAGGGGAGCUGGAGCAGCUCAAGGCAGGUGUGGCCGAUGUGGCUGGGGGCCUGAGCCGCUGCCAGAACACAGCUCAGGAACUCCAGCAUGCGGUGGGCCACUUUGACCAGAGGGUGGCACAAGUAGAAGGCACAUGUAGAAGACUGGGCUUACUGGCCACCAGCCUGGACAGCUUGCCUACCGAGCCGCUUGGGUCCAGAGAGGGCCUAUGGAGCCACGUAGAUCAGCUGAAUCGCACACUAGCCCAGCACACACAGGACAUCGCCCGCCUCCGGGAUGACCUGCUAGACUGCAGGGCCCAGUUAGCUGAGCACAUGAGGUCAAGGCGAGCCAACUAG